AUGAUCUCUCAAGUCGCUCUUUUCUCGCUCGUCGCCAACAUGGCCGCUGCGCACAUUCUGGACAUUCCCACUCGUGUCGGCGAUGUCAUUGCGUUGCCAGAAGCUAGCGUCAUCACAGGUUCCGUCGACUUCGGCAACAAAGAGUUUGACCGUGGCCACAAGUGUGACACGGACGACGACACUGGCAGCCAGAAUGCCGUCUUCGUCCUGCAAGACGGUGCCUCCAUCUCCAACGUUAUCAUUGGUACCGAUGCGCUCGAGGGCGUCCACUGCUUGGGCUCUUGCACGCUGACCAACGUCUGGUUCCGCGACGUCUGUGAAGAUGCCAUUUCUGUCCUUGGCACUGGUGACGCUCUCAUUGUCGGUGGUGGAGCAACCAAUGCUAUUGACAAGGUUGUUCAGCACAACGGCCCUGGAACUGUGACAAUCCGCGACUAUACCAUUGUCAAUGCCGGUAAACUCUACCGCUCAUGCGGUGACUGCACCAACAACAGCAAGAAGUCUCCCCGAAAAGUCAUUGUCGAGAACGUCAAGGCCUUUGGAUUGACCUCUGACUUGGUUGGAAUCAACCCCAACUUUGGUGACAGUGCGACUAUCAGCGGCUCAUGUGGACAGACCAAGGAAGUCUGCGUAGACUACCAGGGCGUUGACAAGGGUAACGGCAAGAGCCAGAGGCUCAACACCAAGCAGAGCUGCGAUGGUCCCCAAGGCAAGCUCGAGAAACUCCCAGAGUGUGGUGCGGUUGAGGCACCAACUACCACUAUCACAGCAAGCAGCACCCCAGUCUACAACGUCACAGUGCCUUUUCCUACCUUGACCGUUUCCACCCUCAUCACUAAAACCUCCGUCAUUGCCACCCCAACUCAGUAA
Molecule: messenger RNA, 870 nt
Organism: Bipolaris sorokiniana ND90Pr
Lineage: Eukaryota; Fungi; Ascomycota; Dothideomycetes; Pleosporales; Pleosporaceae
Product: polysaccharide lyase family 3 protein
Exons: 2
Coding region: 1-870 (289 amino acids)
Biological process (GO): pectin catabolic process
Cellular component (GO): extracellular region
Molecular function (GO): pectate lyase activity
Source: RefSeq, a predicted model, not a curated record